AUGUAUCCGUCGUCGUCACCGAUCAAUGAGGAUUCCAUCAGUCAGAUUGUAGAUGCUGGUUUUGGGAGAGAUCAGGCAAUACAGGCCUUGAGGAAAUGCAAUAAUAAUGUUGAGAGAGCCUUCGAUUUGUUAUUGGCAGCUUCGGAUGAUCCGAGUGUAUUAUCGAUGGAGAAUGAUCAGCAGUCUAAUAAUCAAGUAGCUGUUGUUCAUCAUCACCAUCAUCAUGAAGAUGAACCUACAAUUGAUGAUACAGUUGUGUAUGGAGGAUCUAAUCAUCAUCACCAUCAUCACUCUGCAGCAGAUGAUGUAGUAAAUAGAUAUAAUUAUGAUUCUGAUGAUUCCACAACUGCUACAACAAGUGGAGAAGUCUCUCCAGUCAUGUACACUUCUAAUAAUGAAUUUAAACAUCAUCACAAUCAACAUCAUCAUCAUGAACAAGAAGAAGAAAAGCAUAUUGAUGAUCCUGAUAUGCCAAACCUUGAGGAUGACACUGUAAUUAGCAAUAGUCAUAGAAAUGAUGAUUUCUACUUUGAUACAUCCUUUGAUCAACUCUCUCCGACAACUGUUAAUAAUAAUAGACACAAUACCGAUGAUGAUUACUUUUCAACGAAUAAUAAUAACAAAAAUAAUAGACAAUUCUCAUCAUCAAAUAAUACUAGCUUUGAAGAUGAUGCACUCAAUAGAGCCAUUGAAGCAUCAUUACAAGAUCAAAAACGAGAUUCUGAACCAAAAUCUCCUAUUGAGAAAUAUAGAAAACAACUACAUGUUCCUAUUGGAUUGAAAAAUAUUGGAAAUACUUGUUAUGUCAAUUCGUUAUUUCAAGCACUUUUUAUGAUUCCCAAGUUGAAACAAUUGUUAUUCUCAUUUUCUGAGGAGAGUUUUAUGAGUAGAGUUCAAGCAAAGAUUGAAAAAUCAUUAACCACUACAAGUAGUGCAACAACAGAUAAGAGGAUUACUCAACAUCAACAAGUUUACUCUAAUGAGAAUUUACAAAAGCAAGCAGAUAAGGAUUUGACAUUCAUUAAGGAAUCUCAAAAAUUGUUUGCAAGUAUGAUCAUGACUAACAAGACAUUUAUUGAUCCAUCUCCUCUUGUAGAGGCUCUUUCAAAGGAGGGAAUUGAUGUCAAUCUUGGACAUCAAGAAGAUAUUAGUGAAUUCUAUAGUAAGGUUUUGAUCCUACUUGAGAGAAUGUUCUCAGAGGAAUGGGAAGAAAAAAUCGAGAACAAGACCAACAAUAUCAGUCUUGAAAACCCAAUCAAACAAAUUUUCUAUGGUAUCUGUACAGAAGAGUUGGAGUAUUUGGAUACAGAGUCAACAAAAGUCUGUAUCAGUAAAUACUCUGAACUUUGUAAUUUAAUUUUGAAUGUGAGUGAACAGCUGAAAGAUUUUUAUUCUUCUCUCGAUGAUUAUUCUAUCACUGAGGUUGCAGAUUAUGCUGUCAGCACAUCUUACAAGACAAAAGCUGUAAAAACUACCUGGUUUAAAACACCACCACCUGUAUUAUUAGUUCAACUCCAAAGAACCUCUUUUGAUACUACCAAAAAGGUUGCUCACAAGAUUAAUCUACCAUUUGAAUUCCAAGAGGUGAUUUAUUUGGAUAGAUAUCUGGAGACGAACAAAGUUAAAACUACAACUAAACGAGAAAAUAUCAAACAAAUCAAACAAAAGAUUGCAGAUUUGGAAAAACAAUUAGAUGGCUAUUUAAAUUAUAAUGAUAAUAAGGGAAUUUCCAUUGAAUAUUUAUUUGCAGGCGCUCUCGAAUAUGUAGCUCAAUAUCAACACGAGCUAUCAGGAGGUACCUCUGUUCAAUCUAUUGAAAGUGCUGUCAAGGUAUUUGAGAAUAUAAGACAACAAGUUUCUAAAAAGGUUGAAAAGUUAAAGAAUGAAAUCGAUACUCUCAAAGAAAAUGUUGCUACCAUGUUCGAUGAUAUGAAGGAGAAACCAUACGAUCUGUGUGGUAUUCUAGUUCAUGAAGGAAGCUUGGCUUCGAGCGGACAUUAUUACAUUUACUAUUUUGAUACAGGUCAAAAUUGUUGGUGGAAAUUCAAUGAUAUGAAGGUGACUGAGGUUACUGAAGAGGAAGUCAUGAGAACUUCAAGUGGUAUUGACAAGGAUAUCAACUCUAGUGCUUACUGCCUCUUAUAUGUGGAUAAUAGUAGAGUUAAUUUGGAAGAGAAAGACUUUAUUUCAAAGGAUAAGCAUCUCCAAGAUUCUAUCGAGCAGAAUAUCAAGGAGCUCAAGGAAUCCUUGAAGAAAUUGAAGAAGGCAGACAGCUGUCAUGAUGAUCAUCAUCACCAUCAUCACCACCAUCAUGGCUGUUGCAGUGGACAUCACCACCAUCAUAAUGAAGAACAUAAUGAUCAAGAAGCUAAACCUGCCACCGUUGAAGAAAAAAUUCCAACAGAGCACUCUGGACUCGAAGUUGAUUCGCUUGAGCAAAUUAUCGCCGAUUAUCCUAAAACUUACAGAGAUGUUCUCAUGGAAAUAUCCAUUGAGAGAUGGAGAGCUAUCAUUCCAAAAGAGGUUCAGGACGAAUUGAAUUUCCAAAACAAAAAGUUUAUUGAGGAGCUUAAUAUUUAUAUUGAACAACAAAAGGAAAAGAGAGAAAGGGAGAAGAAGCAAUUCCAACACCAAUAUAAUGAGCUCUGCAAUAAGUGCUUCCAACUCUGUCAAGGUCAGGUCAAUAGCACUUACACUUACUCCAUGUCCUUGCAGUAUGAUGCAAGAAUUGCCAACUAUCCAGUGUUCCUCUGUGCCAUAGAUCAAAUUGUUCCAAUGAAGUAUACCAUUGCCGAUCAAGUAUUCUACUCACUCUUCCAGAGAAAGCUCUUGGAUUUGUGUGCAAGCUCUGAAAAAUCCGAUCAAAACAAAUUCAACGAAUACAUGGCACUUGUGAACUUGACUGUGGAUGACAUACCAAAUACCAAGGUGGUAUCUUCUUUGAAUGAGUUGUACUCAUUAUUCUGCUUUGUUGCAACUUGGUAUCAUUAUGGAUUGCAUUAUUUGUACAGAAAGACAUUUGAUAGAUCUAUUAGCUCAUUCUUGAUGGGUAUUAUUUAUGAUAAGGAGCUCACAGAAUUACAUGGAGAUAAGAAAUUAAGUAGAGAGAAGGAUAUUCUCACAUACACUGCUGUCUGUUUACAACAAAUUUAUUCAAGAGGUUUAAAGACAAUUUCAAAGAAUUUCAAGGAAGCUAUGAAUUGGAUCAAAUACUCGAUUGAGUAUCUUCCUCUUGUUUGGAAUAGUACUCUCUCCACAAACGAUUUUGUUAUGGAUAAGAUUUUGAAUUAUUUCCCAACGUAUAUCAAUGGCAACAAUGUUAGAAUUCAACACUAUUGCUCCCAACAAGAAAUUGAGGAAAUUAUCAGCUAUUGGCAAUACCUGCAAGGACAUGUUAUUUUCCGAAAUUAUAAUAUCAGAAAGGAACUCAAGGCACUUGAGAAACAAGAGAAUUCAUCACCAGAAUUUUUGGAACUUGUCCAACAAAAGACACAAUUGCUCAAGAGUACCAAUGCUGAAAUUAAGAGUCUGAAGCAACAAUUGCUCUCUCAAAACAGAGAAUCCUAUCAUAUUCCAUUCCCAGAUGAUGCUGAAAGAUUGGCCAAAGCAAUUUCUUCUGAAAUUCACAAUGUUGAAAUGGAAUAUGCCAGAGACAUUCAAAUUCAACCAAUGUUGAAUAAUGAUACUGACUUGUUAGAAGAGGAUGAAUUUACUGAAACAGUUGCAGACCAUUCAACAACCACAACGACUACAUCCAAAUAUCGUGUUGAAACUGAUGUUGAUAGCCCACCAGAAAAGUCAUCAGAAGUUACACCAUCUGGAACCUCAGGUUCACGACCUUCCUCUCCAUCUGAUCAGGAAUAUGAUUUGGAUUAAACUUUAAAACCUCUCAAAUAUAUUUAUAUUUGGGAAUGAAUUUACAGAAUUGAGGAGAAAAUACGAGAAACAGUGAUAAAAGUAAUUA
Messenger RNA from Naegleria gruberi, 3964 nucleotides. RefSeq names its product ubiquitinyl C19 peptidase. The coding region runs from base 1 to 3876 and encodes 1291 amino acids. NCBI's taxonomy places the organism in Eukaryota, Heterolobosea, Eutetramitea, Acrasida, Naegleriidae. The transcript has 4 exons. Gene Ontology annotation, cellular component: cytosol; nucleus. Gene Ontology annotation, biological process: protein deubiquitination; regulation of protein stability. Gene Ontology annotation, molecular function: cysteine-type deubiquitinase activity; protein binding; cysteine-type endopeptidase activity. The record is from RefSeq and is a predicted model, not a curated record.